Penicillium daleae is the source of this 468-nucleotide messenger RNA. RefSeq lists its product as uncharacterized. Lineage: Eukaryota; Fungi; Ascomycota; Eurotiomycetes; Eurotiales; Aspergillaceae. The record is from RefSeq and is a predicted model, not a curated record. The transcript has a single exon. The coding region runs from base 1 to 468 and encodes 155 amino acids.
AUGAAAUCGUUCGAACUCCUCCAAUACAAUGUGCUCAAGUCGUGGGAUGUGAUGGCCUCAUUCCCGCAGGUCGAGGUGCAAGAGCCGUGGAGGAACGGCAGAAACAAAACAACACACCAGCCAGCCAUAGUGAUGUUCCAGUUACUAUACUCCGAAACAUCAGGGCCGGACCCACCGGGGUUCUGCUGGUUUGUACCGAAGAAGGGCCUUUUGAGCCCCCGAAACGCAGGAACUAGACCGUUAUCGAUGGAAGAGCAUUGGAUUAGCAGGGAUAUGGCCCGUGCUGGGCAAACGCGCAUUCAAGUCGUGUCGAUGAACAUCGGACACGACGAACUGCUCCGACAAAAGGUCGCAGCCCCGGCUGUGGCCAGAUUAAUGAUUGACUCAGGUCUCUUGGAACAUUUUCAGACAGUGGAUUCUGUCGCCACGAGGGUCGAGAAAGGGGACGAAACAUGGAUUAUCCCAUAG